AGAUCAAGACACAUAUACAACAAGUUUUAAACAUAGCUGCCCUGCUAAUAUAAUAUUCUCCAUAUAUCCAGUUGAAUACACAAUUGACAACAGAACACUUUUCUCUGACUUGGAACUCAAAGUAAUGGAACCAGAAGAAUCUCAAGAACUGGAAAAAUCUAAGAGUCCCAACUCCUUAAAGAAGAAGAGUACUGAAAAUGGUAAAAGGUUUACUGAUGAACAAGUGAAGUUGCUUGAGUCCAUGUUUAGACUAGAGACAAAGCUUGAGCCAAGAAAGAAGCUGCAGUUGGCAAGAGAUCUUGGGCUGCAGCCGCGUCAAGUAGCUAUUUGGUUUCAGAAUAAAAGGGCCAGAUGGAAAUCAAAGCAAUUAGAGCACGAAUAUAUAGUACUCAAAGCAAAAUUUGACAAUUUAAACAUGCAAUUUCAAUCCUUGAAGACUGAAAAGGAGAGACUGCUCAUUCAGUUGGAGAUAUUAAAUGAUCAGCUAGAAAACAAUCUUGCUAGAGGCAGCAGAAGCGAAGAUUUGAAAGACAAUGAAUUGUACACAAGCACAGAAAAUGGAGGAACAGACUUAGAGUUGAAAGAUAGUCCAGGUUGCUCAAAUGCAAGAUUCGACCACAAGAGGGUAAAGGAAGAUCAGGAUGAUGAUACAGCAGAAGAAACAGAUAAAUACUUCACUCCCAAAGAAGAAGCAGAAUUUUUAAACCUGGAGGAAUUAGGAGACAAUUCCUUAGAACAGUGGUGUGUUGGCUUAGGUAGCAGCUUCAACCAAUCAUGUGACAAUUCCGAGUUGUGGGACUUCUAAGCUUCACAAUUGUACAGAACUUUCCUAAAAGAGCUCCCUUUUCACCAUUAAUAGAGUCAGUGUAGUAGGAGAAUAGAAGGAGGAAUCUAUAUCCCAUCUUUCCGUUUUAUUCUUUUCAAUUUUGCCCAAGAAUCAGAAUUUAGCUUGAUAAAAAAAUUUCUCGUCUUUGAGAAUUGAGAGUAGUAGCACAAACAGCAGAGGCUUUGAUUGUGAA
Molecule: messenger RNA, 1019 nt
Organism: Nicotiana attenuata
Lineage: Eukaryota; Viridiplantae; Streptophyta; Magnoliopsida; Solanales; Solanaceae
Product: homeobox-leucine zipper protein ATHB-7-like
Exons: 2
Coding region: 125-805 (226 amino acids)
Biological process (GO): positive regulation of DNA-templated transcription
Cellular component (GO): nucleus
Molecular function (GO): sequence-specific DNA binding; DNA-binding transcription factor activity, RNA polymerase II-specific
Source: RefSeq, a predicted model, not a curated record